AUGACCCAAGACCCUCAGGACCCAAGACCUUCAGGACCCAAGACCUCAGGGCCAAACCUCAGGACUCCAAGACCUCAGGCCAAGACCUCAGGGCCCAAACCACAGGGCCCAAGACCUCAUAGCCCAGACCCAGGCCCGCAAAGACCUCAGACCACCAAGACCUCAGGGCCCAAGACCUCAGGGCCCAAGACCUCAGGGCCCAAGACCUUCAGGGCCCCAGACCUCGAGGGCCCAAGACCUCCUGGGCCCAAGACCUCAGGCCCAAGACCUCAGGCCCAAGCCUCAGAGCGACACACAAGAUUUGUCAUGUUUUCCCAGUUUUUAUGA
Molecule: messenger RNA, 327 nt
Organism: Knipowitschia caucasica
Lineage: Eukaryota; Metazoa; Chordata; Actinopteri; Gobiiformes; Gobiidae
Source: the annotation of a GenBank genome assembly